Copidosoma floridanum is the source of this 2723-nucleotide messenger RNA. It is a transcript of the gene Fcp1, whose product is annotated as RNA polymerase II subunit A C-terminal domain phosphatase Fcp1. The record is from RefSeq and is a predicted model, not a curated record. Gene Ontology annotation, molecular function: RNA polymerase II CTD heptapeptide repeat phosphatase activity. Lineage: Eukaryota; Metazoa; Arthropoda; Insecta; Hymenoptera; Encyrtidae. Gene Ontology annotation, cellular component: nucleus.
CGCCCGUCCCCCCCGGCCACCCUCUUAUACCUAUACAUAUAUAAGUGUUCGUAAGCGUAAAGUACGCAAAAAGUACCACAACAAUGAAAAACGAUAACCGAGUAUCGUCAUCCCAUGAUUGAAUAGUAUGAUCAUAACAGAGAGAGCCGAUUUAAGUAACAGAUGACCAUACAUUGUUGCUAUCAUUCGUGCAGCCCCUAACAGUUGUUAUCUAAGUAAUAAGUGUCAUUAAAAUAAUAGUUGUAACCGUAUACGAUCGGAAUGUCCAGUUUUGAGGUACACUUCCCUAAGGAAGAUCAGCCUUCGAGGAUAAAAAAAUGGAAGGUUUCGGAGGGAACGAUGGUUACCGCCGGCAGAAUCCUUCUUUUGUACCAGGACGUUGCAACUGGCAAGAUCGAGAAGAAGCUGCGGGCUACACAACUUGGUCGAGUUGUCAAGCAUCUCGUCAAGGAAAAUGAAACCGUUCAUACAGGGCAACCUGUAGCACUUGUAGAAGGAUGUAAGCAUCCAACUGUGAUAAAAGAUUUGUGUGCAGAAUGUGGAGUUGAUUUGAGAGAAGAAUUAAAAGCAAAUCCUAAUAAAUCACUAGUAUCUCAAGCUAAUGUACCUAUGAUACACAGUGUGCCAGAGUUAAAGGUAACAGCUGAAUUGGCUGAAAAAAUUGGUCGACAAGACAAAGAAAGAUUAUUGAAACACAAACAAUUAGUAUUGUUAGUUGAUCUGGAUCAAACCAUUGUUCAUACAACAAAUGACAAUGUUCCCGCCAAUCUUGAGGACGUUUAUCAUUUCCAACUUUACGGUGUAAAUUCACCCUGGUAUCAUACAAGAUUGAGACCACAUACUCGACAUUUUCUAUCAGAAAUUAGUAAGCUCUACGAGUUGCACAUAUGCACGUUUGGAGCUCGUCAAUAUGCACACAUGAUAGCCUCGCUUUUGGAUAGUGAUGGAAAACUCUUUUCCCACAGAAUACUAUCCAGGGACGAAUGUUUUGACUCACAGUCUAAAACUGCUAAUCUGAAAGCACUGUUUCCUUGUGGAGUUGACAUGGUCUGCAUUAUUGACGAUAGAGAUGAUGUAUGGCAGGGUUGUGCCAAUUUGGUACAAGUUAAGCCUUACAAUUAUUUUUUACACACUGGUGAUAUUAACGUACCACCAGGCUUGGAAAGACAGGAAGAUCAUAUUACACCAAAGCCUGCAACAGAAUAUUUGCCAAAAGAUUUACCACAAAAUGAGAUAUUAAAUGAAGAUCAGAAUGGUAAAGGAAGUAAUAAUACUGGAUUUAAUACUACAGAGGUUUCAACGAAUCCAAAAGAGCUUACAGCUGAGAGAUCGGAAUUGCGUAGAGAAUAUGAAACCGCUACAAAAAUGAAAACUAACAAAGAUAAUGAAAGUGUUGAAAAAGAGGAUUGUUCAGAGAAAUCCAGCAUACAAGAAAAUAAAAGUGAAUCGGGAGAAAAAUUGAGAAAUACGCAAGAAACUAAGGAAGAAGAAAAAUGUAAACAAGCAGACGAAGAAUCUCAAUUAAAAAAUCACGAUACAGAUGAUCAUGAUGAUUAUUUAUUGUACUUGGAAGAUAUUUUAAAAAGAAUACACUCGGAAUUUUAUGCAGAAAACGAAAAUGAAAAUGUGAGAACAAAAACUCUCAGAGAAAUCAUCCCAAAAGUUAGAUCUCGCGUUUUGCAAGGACUUUAUUUAACAUUUAGUGGUCUUGUUCCAAAUAAUCAAAAACUUCAUCAAAGUCGUGCUUACAAGGUUGCAAGAAUAUUUGGCGCUCAAGUUACUCAGGAUCUUAACGAAAAAACGACGCAUUUGGUGGCUAUUCAACCAGGUACGUUAAAAGUAAGAGAUGCAAAGAAACAGGGACGAGUUAAAAUCGUAAAUCCAGAUUGGUUGUGGACUUGUGCAGAAAGAUGGGAACAUGUCGAUGAACGCUUGUACCCUCUAAAAGAAGUACCUUUACAUAAAGCUCGCGAAUUCAGAAAGCCACCACCGCACUGCAGUACACCUGAACAUGUAGAGGAGUCCGAUCCUAAGACAGAAGGAAAUUUUGCCAGUAGCAUCAAUCCUUUGAUGGUGUUUAGUAAGGAGGAAAUCGCAACGAUGGGCCGAGAAGUCGAUGAGGAUAUGUCGGAUUUGGAGGACGACGAUGAUUUUGGAAGUGAAUCAGAAAGUAAUACCCAGGAAAGCAGUCAAAAACGUCCAUACGGCUCUGAUAACGACUCUGACUCAAACAACGAUGUGUAUGGCUACACACCAAAUGAGCCGAAAAGGCGUCGAAACGAGAGCGACAAUGAAAGCAAUGUCAGUAGUGACGAAGAGAGAGGCCGGAAAUGUAAAAAACGCUGUCUAAACGAGGAUGACGAUGACGAUGAGGAAGAUGAUCCGGUGACACGUUUCCGGCGGGGGGAAGAUGUAUCGGACGAUGUUGAUUACGGAGAUAACUCUCAAGAUUCCGUUUGCGAUCUUGAAGCCGACGACAUGGAAGAAGAACGCGAGUGGAAUGCUAUGGGCGCAGCUCUCGAGAGAGAAUUUCUCUCCAAUUGAAUCCUUGUUGGAGGCUGUUUGUUGCUGUUGUAAUGUUUGAAAGGAAGAGAACCUUGUAUAAUUUAAAUCACGAAAGUGAAAGUACUAUAUCUUUUUUAUGAGAAGUGGAGUGCAUUAUACUUAAAGAUGACAAAGUCUAUUGUUAAGUACAAGUAAAAUAAAAAUAGUAAACCAAGCAA